AUGGCUACCUACGCGCGCAGAACGUUGGUGGCGAAAUGGCGAUCGCACUACCAGGCUCUCCUGAGCGCCGCAGCAACUGCGGCACGGCAGAGGAUCAAGACGAAGGAAGCAGAGGUGGAGCAGGCCGCAAGGCAGAGCGCCGAGCUCGAGAGGCUAAUCGCCCGCCUGAGAGCCGAGACGCUUACCUGGCAAGCCAAAGCGGUGGCGGCCCAGACUGCGGUCGCGGGUCUACAGGCGCAGCUUCAGCGGGCCACGGAGGUGGCCGCGGCCGCCUGGGAGGGCGAGGGCGAGAGCGGCUCUGCCUCGUUGAUCGACCAUGAGCCGGCAGCCCAGGGGUCAUGCCGCGCGUGCCGGCUGCGAAACGCGGCGGUUGUGGUGCUCCCGUGCCGCCACCUCUCCCUCUGCGCCGACUGCGCGGCCGCCGGUGCCGCUGAUUCGUGCCCCGCUUGCGGGCGCAUCAGCACCGGGAGCCUCCACGUUGCCUUCUCCUAA
This is a messenger RNA of Musa acuminata AAA Group (dessert banana), 492 nucleotides long. RefSeq names its product BOI-related E3 ubiquitin-protein ligase 1-like. The transcript is spliced from 2 exons. Gene Ontology annotation, molecular function: ubiquitin-protein transferase activity. Bases 1 to 492 code for a protein of 163 amino acids. NCBI's taxonomy places the organism in Eukaryota, Viridiplantae, Streptophyta, Magnoliopsida, Zingiberales, Musaceae. The record is from RefSeq and is a predicted model, not a curated record.